AAUCAGGAAAGAGUUUAUCUGCAAGUACUGCGGCCGACACUUCAGCAAGUCUUACAACCUGUUGAUCCACGAAAGAACUCACACUGAUGAACGCCCGUAUCCCUGCGAGAUUUGUGGCAAAGCCUUCAGACGACAGGACCACCUCAGAGAUCACAGAUACAUCCACUCCAAAGACAAACCUUUCAAGUGUGAGUUUUGUGGGAAAGGUUUCUGUCAGUUUCGAACCUUAGCUGUUCACAGGGCUACCCACGGACAGGACAAACCUUUCAAGUGUGAGUUUUUGUGGGAAAGGUUUCUGUCAGUUUCGAACCUUAGCUGUUCGAACAGGGCUACCCCACGGACAGGGUCUGUUCCCAAGUGGCCGGCAGCCUGGUCCGGCACAGUGAUAAACUGA
Molecule: messenger RNA, 394 nt
Organism: Candidula unifasciata
Lineage: Eukaryota; Metazoa; Mollusca; Gastropoda; Stylommatophora; Geomitridae
Source: the annotation of a GenBank genome assembly